UAAAAUUCCUUUGCAAGGGAAAUUUGAUAGCAGAAAAAAACGAACCGCCAUUUAUAUCCCAGGCGGCAUCAAUAAAAUAUAUUUUGUGUUUUUAAAUAAAAAUCACCUUAAACCUAAACUAAAAAUAAUUAAAUAUGGAUUUCCAUAAAAGUUUAUAUCAUGAGAUGCAUUCCCAGACACCUCAUCACAAAAGAGAAAAUCGUAGAUUGCAGGAAGCCAAUCGCAUCAAGCAGAGAAGAGAUCGUUUUCAAAAUUCAAGGAAUAUUUCAGUUAGUCCGGUGAGACAUAAAGAAAUUAUAAUUCCCCUAUGUCCAGAUGAUAAGGAAAAUGAAAGCCAAACUGAUAAUCCGAAUUCUACACGCUUAGCCAAAUUGGUGUGUAAUACAAAUAACCCAGAGAAAUUGAAAAAGCAGGAGGCUUUUUUGAAACGCUUCGCUGAAUGGAUGGAUAAGAAGAAAAAUGCAAAAACACAGCAAGAGGGGGUUAAUAAAAAGAAGCCUUUCAUAUCGGCUGUUAAUAGUGGUGGCAAACAAGCGGCUACGACUUGUUCUAUAGUGCCAAAAGGACAUCAUGAUGGUUUUCGACCGCCAGCGGGGCUUAAGAGUCAAAAACCAAAUGAAAAGGCUGAAACCAUUAACAAACCUAUCCUUAAAGGCAGACAGUCAAUUUAUACAGUAGUACCCACACCACCAAGAAAACCCAAGGAAACAAAUGAUAAAUUAAAAAACAAAUUUCCAAUUGCCCGCAAAGCAUUGCCGACAAAUUUACACACACGGAUAUUAAAUUCAAACAAAACACCAAAUGUUUCUGCCCCAAAUUCUGCCAAAACUGUCAAUAAAUUGCAAACGAAAACACCAAUAGAUAAACCAAAACCUGUGGUUAAAAAGAACUCUACUACCAAACCAACUUUAGAAACAAAAACAGCCACCGCAACAUUGCCUACCUUAAGGUCUACACUAAAGCCUCGCGUUUUAAAAAUGCCACCACCACCAGCUCCUAGAACAAAGGCGGUUGUAAAGAAACCAGAACCUACUACAACUACCACCAAUAGGCAGACAGGGGCUGCAGCUAAAGCCAGAAAUUUAGCUACAAAACGUGUAGAAACUAAUAAACAAACAAAAAAAUCUCCUUUAAAAGCUGGAGGAGCGCGUUUAGCUCAAAAUUUAAAGGCCAAAAAACCUUUAAAUACUUCCAAGAAAUUAAAAGUACCCAAUGUUCAAGUUAAUGGUAAAGAAAUUUUAAGUUUAUUUAAAAACAACAACAAUAAACCUUUGGCAGAAGAUAUGGUUAUACAAACUCCCAAAGAUUUCACAUUAAAUCCUUUCGAAGAGUUUGUAACCUCCACAAAGUUAAGAAAUUCUAGCCAUAAUUUAGAGAACUUGGAAGGAAAUGGCAUAAGUCCUAUAGAAACUUCCCCAAAAAGGGCUCAUACUGUUAAAAAGUUUAAUUUUAUAAGAUAUUCCGAAGCCCCCAAUGUAUCGGACAAUGAUGCAGUGGAAAAUGAAGUUGAACAAGUUAAAGAAAAUCCACCAACAGCAGCAGCAGCAGCUAAUGUCUCUGAUGAAGAAAAUAAGACUCUGGUAGAAACUCCAGCUAUAGACGAAAAAACUCCUACAAAAUCUAAACCAGAAGAAAAACCCGCCAAUUAUUUAAGUCCCUUCGUUAGUGUCACCCGCGGUAAAGUCAGCUUAAAAAAGGAGAAGGAAAAACGUAAUAGUAUUUAUCUACAGAAUCCAGCUGAAGAUAAUGAUGCGACUACGGUCAGUACUAGUCCCCUGAAAUCACCCAAAUACUCAGUUGAGGUGCGUAGAACCCUGGAAGCUGUGCGUUAUUUCCGCAAACAAUUACAAGAUGAAAUUGAUAGACUCCACCAGCAGUGUGACAUUUGGGAGGCUUAUAAGAGUGAAAAUCUGGAAAAACUACAAAUUGAAAAUGUUGAAGACAUGAUCAAUGUUACCAUUGGUCAAACACGUCUUUUGACAAGUAAAAAAUUUAUGCAAUUUAAGGGUUUAAUUGAUCGCUGUGAAGCAGGCGCCACCGGUAUUGGGGCCGUUGAGUAUGAUGGUAGUGAAGACACUAAACCCAUAACAGCAGUAGACUUGGAAGGAUUUUGGUCCAUGUUGGGAUUGCAAGUCGAUAAUUUGGAGAAACGUUUUGAUAAUUUAAAUCGUUGGAAAUUGAAUGAUUGGAUAGAUCCCGAUGAAGCGAAACCUAAAAUUAAAAAGAAUUUAACAAAAGUAAAGAAAGCCAAGGCAGCACCAGCUACUAAAGCCAAACCCAGUUCCGCGUUGCAGCAAAUGUUGCGUAAAAUGCAGGCAGAAAAGCGUAAAAACAGAAAUCAGCAAAAUGGUGGUAAUGAAGAUGUGGUACUAACACCAUCCAAACAGAAUCCCAGACGUUCCGGCAACAGUAGUAAUUCCACACCACGCAAAUCUAUGGAUAAUAGCCAAACACGUCGUUUAUCGAUAGUAGUAAAAGAUCGCAAAUAUUUCUCUCCUGCAGCUACAGUAAUUUCGGUUUCCUCUCCCAAUCGCAGAAAUUCAAUGAUACGUAAAACUUCCCAGGAUUCGCCCAAAUUGCUAAAGCAUAUAGAAAAGUUCAAUGAGACUUUGGAUAACAUGCAAUCGUCUUUGGAUUUAAGGAAAUCCGUGUUAAUAAACGGCAACUCAAGACGCAUGAGUAUAAAUCCACAAUCACCCAUGAGAAAUUCUUUGGAUAAAGUCGGUAUAAAGGAAACUGUAAUGGCUGUAAAUGGUAAUUUUACUGUCGGCCAUGAGGAGGAACCAACUUCCAGCCAAACUAAUUUCAACACAUCACCGCAACAUUCACCAGUGCCUACUGGACGCAAAUCUAUACUUAAAACUCCCGGCACGGCCAAAAGCAGACUACGCAAUGUUAUAUUCAAUGAAAAGUUGCGCGUAAAAAAAUUUAAUUUUCUCAUAAACGAAGAUGAUCAAUUGAAUGGUGAAAAUGGCAAUAACGAGGCCAAUGAGUCACAUGAGGAAGAUUUGGCACAAAGGGUUGAUGAAGAUGAACCCCAGCGUACUUUAACAUUGCGAAAUCGUAAAGUACGUUUGCGUCCUUCUUGCGAAAUCGUUAUACCUUCUAAAUAAUAUGGGCCUAUACUUCAUUUGUAUAAUAAUUUUUUAUUUUAUUAUAUUUUUUUAUACUUUUAUUAUGUUAACUGUUGCGUUUUUAAAUCUUGACCUAUCAUCAUAUUGGAAUAACAAGUCGUUUACUUUUAUUCUUAAGAAUUUUUACUGGUUUCAAACUACACUUACAAGUAUUUAUGUGUGGGUUUGUGAAAAAGUAAUUUUGAAAUAAUAAAGUAACGAUUAAUUUGUUA
Lucilia sericata (common green bottle fly) is the source of this 3346-nucleotide messenger RNA. It is a transcript of the gene mars, whose product is annotated as guanylate kinase-associated protein mars. Gene Ontology annotation, cellular component: cytoplasm; spindle pole centrosome; nucleus. Gene Ontology annotation, molecular function: microtubule binding. Gene Ontology annotation, biological process: regulation of mitotic cell cycle; chromosome segregation; kinetochore assembly. The transcript is spliced from 3 exons. Lineage: Eukaryota; Metazoa; Arthropoda; Insecta; Diptera; Calliphoridae. The record is from RefSeq and is a predicted model, not a curated record. The coding region runs from base 135 to 3113 and encodes 992 amino acids.